AUGUCUACUACUACCCAACAACCUUCUUCAGAUUAUUUUAACUCAGAAUUUGAACAUUUUAUUCAAACACAAAUUUCUGGUUUAAUUUUAACAGAGAGGGAAAACAAUUCAGAAUUAAAUAAAGAACAAGAAUUAAUUAUUUCCAUUGAUUUUUGUAAAAAAUUUUUAAUUGAAAAUUCUUCAAAAAAGGAAACAGAAAGUGAUGAAAUGGAAAAGAGACGUUCUCAAGUUUUGGCUAAACUUGUUGAAUUAAAAUUGGAGUUGGAAACACAUCGAGAAUCUUUAAUAAUUGGAGAUGAUACAGCAAAUAUUAAAAGAAUUAAAUAUCAUGAAUUUGUAAUGCAAUCGGUAAGGGGUACUAAUGUUUAUUGUGAAGUGUGUUUAAGUAUUAUUUGGAGGCUGAUUCAGUAUUGGAGAAGAUGUAAAGGUGGGCAGGGAAUUUAA
Molecule: messenger RNA, 444 nt
Organism: Meloidogyne enterolobii
Lineage: Eukaryota; Metazoa; Nematoda; Chromadorea; Rhabditida; Meloidogynidae
Source: the annotation of a GenBank genome assembly